AUGCCCAUAUGCAACCUCAGUGAUCCCGAUAUCCCAAUGGCAGAUGAGAAUUCAAGCCCAACCUACAAGCUGCAAACCACUGAACCCAACAUCCAGUUCGUGUUUGCUCCACUGAUGUUCGAAUCUGCUGUGGAACAUCGAUUCAUCAUGGACACAGAAAACAGCGGAUCUACUCUACGGAACUCAGAGCUCACUGCUAUUCGUCAUAAUGCUGUUCUAACCCUGACUUCAGUGCUCACUCAUCAAUUGCAAUUACUUGGCGAAACGAUGUUCUGCAUUCAAUCUGAGGCCGGUGUGUCAAUCCCGAUCCGAUUCCUGGUAUCAGACCACAUUUCGUCCAUUCUGGGUCCGCGAGUGGUGGGGCUACAGCAAGGGUCCACCACACCACAUACAAGCAACGAUAAGCCUCACCUCACAUCUGCAACAAUCGAUUGCACAAUGUAA
Molecule: messenger RNA, 444 nt
Organism: Echinostoma caproni
Lineage: Eukaryota; Metazoa; Platyhelminthes; Trematoda; Plagiorchiida; Echinostomatidae
Source: the annotation of a GenBank genome assembly